Phodopus roborovskii (desert hamster) is the source of this 594-nucleotide messenger RNA. It is a transcript of the gene Rgs21, whose product is annotated as regulator of G protein signaling 21. Lineage: Eukaryota; Metazoa; Chordata; Mammalia; Rodentia; Cricetidae. The record is from RefSeq and is a predicted model, not a curated record. Bases 1 to 594 code for a protein of 197 amino acids. The transcript is spliced from 4 exons.
AUGGAUGCUGCAAUCACUGCAGUUGAAUACCAAGAUGAUGGAAUGGUUAUUGACUUUAUUGAUUCACAACUCUGGAUACUCUUUGUGUUACUAGAAUUUGAAAAUGCUAGGUAUGAAAAAGAUCACAAUGCUAUUGUCAAGGUUAGAUGCUGUUUCUACAGGUCUCCAACUACAGAAACACUGGCAUGGUCGGAAAAUAUGGACUCACUCUUAGCUAACAAAGCUGGUUUGGAUGCUUUCCGAACAUUUCUAAAAUCAGAAUUUAGUGAAGAAAAUGUUGAGUUCUGGCUUGCCUGUGAAGACUUCAAGAAAACAGAAAGUAGAGAAAAGAUUGCUACCAAAGCCAAGAUGAUUUACUCUGAAUUCAUUGUAGCUGAUGCUCCAAAAGAGAUUAACAUUGACUUCAGUACCAGAGACCUCAUCUCAAGAAAUAUUGGUGAACCAACUCCAAAAUGCUUCGAUGAGGCUCAGAAAUUAAUUUAUAGUCUCAUGGCCAAGGAUUCAUUUCCUCGAUUUCUAAAGUCAGAAAUUUAUAAGAAACUGGUGAAUAGCCAACAGGCUGGAAAUCAUAAAAGGUGGCUACCUUUCCUGUGA